Prorocentrum cordatum is the source of this 441-nucleotide messenger RNA. NCBI's taxonomy places the organism in Eukaryota, Dinophyceae, Prorocentrales, Prorocentraceae. The record is from the annotation of a GenBank genome assembly.
UCGAAUUCUUGUUGCACGAAGUUUUUGAUCGAGGAUGUCAGCAGUUGGUUUGGGAUUACGAAUGAGUAUCUCAACGCGCUGAUCAGCAACAUCCUUUACAACCAGCCCUACGUGUGCGAAUGGUCGAUGCGCUACGCGACCGACGAGUACGACACGAUGACGUCGCUCGCGAUGCGCGUGCGUUCGGCCAGCUCGAGGUCGUGGGGCUUAAAGCUGUCCGAGGUGGUGAACGACAAGGCGCGGCAGAACAAGGAGCCUUCGGAUCUGGAGGAGCGUUACGGCAAGGAACUGCUGGGCGAGGCGGUGCACGACAACGAGUGGUACGACAAGGGGCUGCACGACAACCAGCUGCUGGAGGCGGUGGCGUAUGACGAAGAACUGCCGGUCGAGGAGGUGCACGACACGGAGCUGCUCGAACAAUGUAAGGAGCUGCCGAGCGAG